Molecule: messenger RNA, 1224 nt
Organism: Andrographis paniculata
Lineage: Eukaryota; Viridiplantae; Streptophyta; Magnoliopsida; Lamiales; Acanthaceae
Exons: 8
Coding region: 82-1017 (311 amino acids)
Molecular function (GO): molybdenum ion binding; catalytic activity; pyridoxal phosphate binding
Source: RefSeq, a predicted model, not a curated record
GAAGCUGUAAUUCCUAUAUUCUUCGUUCGUCGCUGGCAAAGACAGAAGCGAGGAGACCCAGACACACACACCACACUAGACAUGGCGGAGGCGUACAGUGGUCUUGUAGCUGCUACGGUCAGGUCACUGAUUGUCUACCCGAUCAAAUCAUGCCAAGGAAUUUCCCUUCGUCGAGUUCCCAUCUCUUCCACUGGUUUCCGUUGGGAUCGGCAAUGGUUAGUGGUGAAUUCCAAAGGCAGGGCAUACACGCAAAGAGUUGAACCGAGGCUUGCUCUAGUUGGAGUGGAGCUUCCAAGUGAAGCAUUCUCUGAGAAUUGGAAGCCAGACAAGUCCUCAUAUUUAGUGAUAAAGGCUCCUGGCAUGAGUGACCUUAAGGUUCCACUAAUCAGACCAACCAAAACAGUGGAUGGUGUCUCGGUGUGGGAAUGGUCCGGAUCUGCAGUGGAUGAAGGAGCUGCCGCAGCAGAAUGGUUCACUUCUUAUCUCGGGAAGCCUAGCAGGCUAGUGCGAUUUAAUGACGCAUCGGAGGUGAGGAAUGUGGAUUCCAAUUAUGCACAAGGAUAUAAAGUUAUGUUUGCAGAUGGGUAUCCAUUCCUAUUGGUGUCACAGGGAUCUAUGGAUGCCUUAAAUUCUCUUCUCAAGGAGCCUGUACCUGUCAACCGGUUCAGACCCAAUAUUCUGGUGGAUGGAUGUGAGCCAUUUAUGGAGGAUGUGUGGGCCGAGAUUCGAAUCAAUGAGUCAACAUUCCGAGGUGUGAAAUUAUGCUCUCGAUGUAAGGUACCGACAAUUAAUCAAGAAACUGCAGUAGCAGGCCCCGAGCCUAUGGAGACUCUUUUGACCUUCCGGUCUGAUAAGGAUCUGCGUCAAAAAAAUAAAUCACAGAAAGGAAAGAUGUAUUUUGGGCAGAACAUGGUAUGUAGUGACUCACUUAAUAAAGGGACAGGAAAGAUGAUCAAAGUUGGAGAUCCUGUGUUUGUCCUAAGAACUGUGGCCUCGGCAAACGAUGCUCCUGCGUAAUGGAUGAUAUCUGCAUCUGCUACUACCUCACCAACACAAUAAAACACAAUAGUUAAGUUCAUAUGAUAAUAAGUAAGUUUGGUUAAUGAUACUCCAUUUUCGUGUAUAAUAAGUUUCUCAGCAAUCAUUUGCUAGAACUCAAAACCUAUCCACCCCGUGAUAUAUAUGUAUAUGUCUAUGUUAUAUAUAUGCUGUGCCUUUCAUAUC